Molecule: messenger RNA, 867 nt
Organism: Ixodes scapularis (black-legged tick)
Lineage: Eukaryota; Metazoa; Arthropoda; Arachnida; Ixodida; Ixodidae
Exons: 1
Coding region: 1-867 (288 amino acids)
Source: RefSeq, a predicted model, not a curated record
AUGUGUAACCCGGCGUGGGAAGCUUUAUCAACUGUUCAGGAGACUGCCAACGUUCUUACCGCCGGUAGUACCCCGACAGAACAGACUCCGAGCGUCCUAUUACAAACGUUCCGAAGCUGGGUUGGAACCGGCCUGAACCAAGCUUACAUCCGCGGCAUUAUCGACGGAGGGAGCCAAAAGACUUUCAUCAGGGAAGACUUGGCUAGGAAGCUUAAUUUGAAGGUUGUCGGGGAACGUAUCAUGCAACUCAACACCUUUGCUUGCAGUGACUCAAACAGGUGUAGGCAGAAGUUCACCGUAGUUAGAAUCCAUAUUAGGGGCCAAUAUAAGACAGCGGAUCAUGUCUUAGAAGCAGUCGUCGUGCCUUUCAUCUGUCAAAACAUCAUAGAAACUCCAGUAGAGCACACAUUUCUCAAGACUAUCCCAGGAGACAUCGCCGACAAGUUGAUGUUUCCAUCGACUCAAGUGGAAGCGGGCAUAAGCCUUUUAAUUGGAGCGGACCAAAUGUGGAAAUCGUUGACCGGCGAGACGCGCCGCUCACCUUGCAACACCGGGCUAGUAGCCAUCGCAACGACUUUGGGAUGGACCUUUCAGGGUCCAACGAGCACAGUGAAUGUCUUCUCAGAUAAUACCACAAAUUUGAUGGUGUGCGUGUUGAGCGUGGGAGGGGCUGACGAAGAAGAUGAUGCAGCGUUAAAACAUUUCUGGGAACUGGAGACCAUUGGAAUCGUGGAUGAACCUAUGGAUAAGAAACAACAGGAAGAAAAGGUGUUUGAGCAAUUCAAGGAAAACAUCCGACAAAAGAACGGUCGGUACGAGGUCGCGUUGCCGUGGAAGGAGACAAAAACGACCCUUGGAGAUAAUUAA